CCCACCUUUAAUCCCUCCAACGCCUUCACAAACCCCCGGUCCACAUCCGAAAGAGCCACUAAACCCUAUCCACUGCAAAACCAUGUCCGACCGCGACCGAGCUCGCGAUCGAGACCGAGAUAGUGUGAGAAAGAGGGACAGAGAUGAUCGUGAUCGUGAUCGCGAUCGUGAGCGCGAAAGGAAGGACCGUGAUCGUGAGCGUGAGCGUAGCAAACGUUCCCAUACACCCGACCGCACUCGAUCCCGACACACCCGUUCCCGUACUCGGUCGCCGGACCGCGACCACCACCGCUCCGGUUCCUAUUCCCACUCCCCGGACCGCCACCGCUCACGGUCCCACCACCACCGCAGCCCCUCUCACGACCCACCGCGCAAACGCCACAAACGCGACGACCAAGGAAGUGAAAAGGACCGCCAGAGAGCCGCCGUGUCGGAAUUCGUGGACGGCAUUGUCAGAGAUCAGAAGAAGCAGAAACAGAAGGAAAUUGGUGGAGUACAGGAUGGGAAUGAGGGGGAGAUUGAUGUUGAUGAGAUGGAGAUGAUGAAGAAAUUAGGUAUUCCGGUAGGGUUUGAUUCGACCAAAGGGAAGCCUGUUGCCGGGAACGAUGUGGGCGGAGUUAGAAUGGUGACUAAAAGACAGCCGAGACAGUACAUGAAUCGAAGAGGAGGUUUUAAUCGGCCUCUACCCUCCGAACAGAACCGUUAAUUCAAUUUUAUUG
Ilex paraguariensis (yerba mate) is the source of this 719-nucleotide messenger RNA. The record is from the annotation of a GenBank genome assembly. Lineage: Eukaryota; Viridiplantae; Streptophyta; Magnoliopsida; Aquifoliales; Aquifoliaceae.